GGCCGCCUGACUUUACUUCGACUACCUGCCAUACUGCACCUUGGCCUUGCUCCUGUCAACCUCCCUAUUCAAGGCGAACCCCACGGCGAACUAGCGAAAUCGAGCUCGACACAAGCCCACUCAACUGCGACGACCCUGGAAUAUUUCCUGCCAACUACACCGUGCACCCAUACAGCAUUUAGUCGAGUCCGAUUUCGAGUUUCCAAACAUGGGCAACACUACCAGUACGGUGUUGGACAACAUCGUCCAGGGGUCCAACUUCGACAGAGAGGAAGUUGACCGUCUGAGGAAACGUUUCAUGAAGCUGGACAAGGACAACUCCGGCACAAUCGAGCGUGAUGAAUUCCUCAGCCUGCCCCAGAUCUCCUCCAACCCGCUAGCCACGAGAAUGAUUGCGAUCUUUGACGAGGAUGGUGGCGGAGACGUCGACUUCCAGGAAUUCGUAUCAGGCCUCAGCGCCUUUUCUAGCAAAGGCAACAAGGAGCAAAAGCUGCGCUUCGCCUUCAAGGUGUACGAUAUCGAUCGCGACGGUUACAUCAGCAAUGGCGAGCUCUUUAUCGUGCUCAAGAUGAUGGUUGGAAGCAACCUUAAGGACCAGCAGCUGCAGCAGAUCGUCGACAAGACCAUCAUGGAGGCCGACUUAGAUAAGGACGGCAAGAUCAGCUUCGAGGAGUUCACCAAGAUGGUGGAGAACACGGAUGUCAGCAUGAGCAUGACUUUGGACACAUUUUAGAGUUGAAGACGGCGGUGAGCGAGCACAUCAGGAUCACGAGACAUGAAUUGCAACAAUCACUAUUCGAGCGUUUCUUCGUCUAUUACGUUCAACUAUGCUAGUCCAUCGAAACGUGAUGACACCCGGUGCUUUUGAUGUUUCGACAAGGCUUGUGAACAAGACACAAAGG
Molecule: messenger RNA, 902 nt
Organism: Colletotrichum godetiae
Lineage: Eukaryota; Fungi; Ascomycota; Sordariomycetes; Glomerellales; Glomerellaceae
Product: calcineurin subunit B
Exons: 6
Coding region: 209-733 (174 amino acids)
Biological process (GO): calcineurin-mediated signaling; protein dephosphorylation
Cellular component (GO): calcineurin complex
Molecular function (GO): calcium ion binding; phosphatase binding; calcium-dependent protein serine/threonine phosphatase regulator activity
Source: RefSeq, a predicted model, not a curated record